Molecule: messenger RNA, 2001 nt
Organism: Cyclopterus lumpus (lumpfish)
Lineage: Eukaryota; Metazoa; Chordata; Actinopteri; Perciformes; Cyclopteridae
Product: beta-1,3-galactosyl-O-glycosyl-glycoprotein beta-1,6-N-acetylglucosaminyltransferase 4-like
Exons: 2
Coding region: 93-1388 (431 amino acids)
Cellular component (GO): membrane
Molecular function (GO): acetylglucosaminyltransferase activity
Source: RefSeq, a predicted model, not a curated record
GCCGCGUUGGAGGCGCCGUUACCGGAUGCGCGCAGCUUGUUUCAGGGGAGAUCCGCCUCAUCAUGUGAUUCCUCCCGGAGGAAACUGUCAGAAUGAAAAUAAGAUGUCCCCACUACGCACAUAGAUUGAGACACAGGUGCUUCCUGUUUUCUCUGUCUCUGCUGGCGGUCUGUCUGCUCAAGCUGGUCCACGUCAAAGUGACGGUGAGGGACGGCGUCUACAUCGAGCCCUUCGGGAUCACGGCUGGCCUCUCCGGAACCCUGAAGCACGGGUACGACAUCAACUGCACCGCCGUCUACGAGCUCGACCCCGUGGAGAUAGGCAAGACUCUCGCCAUCAAGCGGAAGGUCGUCGUCGACGUGGACGACGACAGCACGGUGACCUUGACCUCGGACUGCCAGACCUUCAUCAGAGCGAGGGGUUACAAUGGGGUCCCGGUGUCGGAGGCGGAGCGGGGCUUCCCGUUGGCUUAUUCCCUGGUGGUGCACAAGAACGCGCCCAUGGUGGAGCGCAUCCUCCAUGCCAUCUACGCGCCGCACAACGUCUACUGCAUCCACUACGAUCAGAAGUCCUCUCCGGCGUUCAUAAAGGCUGUUCAGAACCUGGCCCGCUGUGCUCCCAAUGUGUUCAUCGCAUCGAAAUUGGAGUCAGUGGAGUACGCGCACAUCAGCAGGCUUAACGCCGACCUGAACUGCCUCUCCGACCUGCUGAGGUCGGAGGUCAAGUGGAGGUAUGUCUUCAACCUGUGUGGCCAGGACUUCCCUCUCAAGUCCAACCACGAACUGGUCGCAGAGCUGAAGCGGCUGAACGGCAGCAACAUGCUGGAGUCAAGCCGGCCCAGCAAGCUCAAAAUGCAACGCUUUGGCUUCCGGCACGAGCUGAAGAACGUGCCUUACGAGUACCGGCGCAUCCCCGUCAAGACCGCGGCGCUCAAAGACGCCCCGCCGCACGGCCUCGAGAUGUUCAUCGGGAGCGCGUAUUUCGUCCUGUCGCGCAAUUUCGUCGAUCACAUCAGCAGCAGCCGGGUGGCGAAGGACUUUCUGGCGUGGUCCGCCGACACAUACUCGCCAGACGAACACUUCUGGGCCACCCUGGUCAGGGUCCCCGGGGUGCCCGGACACAUUCCCAGGUCGGAGGCCGACGUCACCGAUCUGAAGAGCAAGACGCGACUCGUCAAGUGGAACUACUUAGAGGGGAACCUUUACCCGGCCUGCACGGGCGCACACAUGCGGAGCGUCUGCAUCUACGGCGCGGCCGAGCUCCGCUGGCUCCUCAACUACGGCCACUGGUUCGCCAACAAAUUUGACCCCAAAGUGGACCCGGUCCUGAUCCAGUGUUUGGAGGAGAAGCUGAUGGAAAAAAGAAAGUAUGUGCAACCACGAAACUGAGAGGGAAGAGGGAGGAGAGCGUGGUUCCAGUAUGUGUUAGGUUGCUUGUCACAGCUGCAAAAGGACAUGAAGGAACUUCAAUCGUUGAGAUGCAGGCGAGUGUUUCCAUUUCUUCAGCCUCACGACCUACUCGGCCCGUCGCCAGGAAAACCGUUUGUUGAGAGUUCGGGGUUUGAUGACGCGGGCAAACACGAGACUUUCACCCAGGAGACCACGGCUCGUGUCCCGUGUGAAACCAAAAGGUAAACGCUGGCUUUACGGAACAAGGUCCGCUAAGGGCUGUUGCUAUUCCCUUACACUAGUUAUAUUGUUAUUACUUGACGUUAUAGUAAUAGAGUAUCACAAUAUGCCCCCCGUAGUGCUCUGACCCGUUUGUAAUAAAAUAAUCGAUAGAUUCAAGGCAGCAUAAAUCGCCAUAACACUCGACUCUGGCGCACCGAUCUCCCCCUGCUGGCGGUCAUAGCUCCGGCUGAAGGUCGGAGCGCUUUGUAGAUUUUUAUCACUUCAGAAAAAUGGCAGAUGACUUCAUAGCUUUAUGAUAAAUCCGACCAAUCGUUACACACCGUCAAUCAUACGAGGCCGAUGUAUGAGCUAUUCGUGAAACAUGUUUUUG